AUGCAGAAAGGAAUUCGACUCAAUGAUGGCCAUGUCACCUACCUGGGUCUUUUGGCAAAGAAGGACGGCACGAGGCGAGGCUGUUUGAGCAAAAAGAGCUCAGACAACACAAAAUGGCACACCAAGUGGUUCGCUUUGCUGCAGAACAUGCUGUUUUAUUUCGAAAACGAGUCCAGCUCUCGGCCUUCGGGAUUAUACCUGUUGGAAGGUUGCGUUUGUGACAGGGCACCGUCACCAAAGCCCUCUCUGUCGGCUAAGGAAUGUUUGGAAAAACAGUACUACUUCACCGUCAGCUUCAACCACGACAACCAGAAGGCCCUGGAGCUGCGUUCAGAGGACGUGAAAGACUGUGACGACUGGGUGGCGGCAAUAACACACGCCAGUUACAGGAACCUGGCCACCGAGCACGAGACCCUUAUGCAGAAGUAUCUCCAUCUCCUCCAGAUUGUGGAGACAGAGAAAACGGUUGCUAAGCAACUUCGACAACAGAUAGAGGAUGGGGAAAUAGAAAUCGAACGCCUAAAAUCAGAGAUUGCCGGGCUGCUGAAAGACAACGAGAAGAUCCAGUCCAACCCAACGGUGGCGCCCAACGACGAUGACUCGGAAAUCAAGAAGAUCAAGAAAGUGCAGAGCUUCUUGAGAGGCUGGAUGUGCCGCAGGAAGUGGAAGACCAUCAUCCAGGACUACAUCCGCUCGCCGCACGCGGAGAGCAUGCGCAAACGCAACCAGGUGGUGUUCAGCAUGCUGGAGGCGGAGGCCGAGUACGUGCAGCAGCUGCACAUCCUAGUCAACAACUUUCUGCGGCCGCUGCGCAUGGCCGCCAGCUCCAAGAAGCCCCCCAUCACCCACGACGACGUCAGCAGCAUAUUCCUCAACAGUGAGACCAUCAUGUUCCUGCAUCAGAUAUUCUACCAGGGGCUAAAAGCAAGGAUCGCAAGCUGGCCAACCUUAGUGCUGGCCGACCUCUUCGACAUCCUGUUGCCGAUGUUGAACAUCUACCAGGAGUUUGUGCGCAACCAUCAGUACAGCCUGCAGAUCUUGGCCCACUGUAAGCAGAACCGGGACUUCGACAAGCUGCUGAAGCAGUACGAGGCCAAGCCAGAUUGCGAAGAGCGGACCCUGGAGACCUUUCUCACCUACCCCAUGUUCCAGAUCCCCCGCUACAUUCUGACCCUCCAUGAGCUCCUCGCCCACACCCCCCACGAGCACGUGGAGAGAAACAGCCUGGACUACGCCAAGUCGAAGCUGGAGGAGCUGUCCAGGAUCAUGCAUGAUGAGGUCAGCGAGACAGAGAAUAUCAGGAAGAACCUGGCCAUUGAGCGCAUGAUCGUGGAGGGAUGUGAAGUUCUGCUGGACACCAGCCAGACCUUCGUCAGACAAGGGUCUCUCAUCCAGGUCCCGAUGAGUGAGAAGGGCAAGAUUACACGUGGCCGGCUGGGCUCCCUGUCCCUGAAGAAGGAGGGAGAGAGACAGUGUUUCCUCUUCUCUAAGCACCUGAUCAUCUGCACCAGAGGCUCUGGCGGCAAACUGCACCUCACCAAGAACGGGGUGGUCUCGCUCAUCGACUCCACGCUGCUGGAGGAGCCGGAGGGCACAGAGGACGAACCCAAACCAGAGAAGAGUGGGCAGGACAUGGAACACCUGGACUUCAAGGUUGUGGUGGAACCGAAAGACAGCCCGUCCUUCACCAUCAUCCUGGUGGCAUCCUCGCGGCAGGAGAAAUCUGCCUGGACGAGUGACAUCAGCCAGUGUAUUGAUAACAUCCGCUGUAAUGGCCUGAUGAUGAAUGCCUUUGAAGAGAACUCCAAAGUCACAGUGCCACAGAUGAUCAAGUCGGACACCAGCCUGUACUGCGACGACGUGGACAUCCGCUUCAGCAAGAUGAUGAACUCGUGCAAAGUGCUGCAGAUCCGCUACGCCAGCGUGGAGCGGCUGCUGGAACGGCUGACCGACCUCCGCUUCCUGUCCAUCGACUUCCUCAACACCUUCCUGCACUCCUACAGGGUGUUCACCAGCGCUGACGUGGUGCUGGACAAACUCAUCACCAUCUACAAGAAGCCCAUCAGCGCCAUCCCGGCCCGAUCCCUGGAGCUGUUCUUCGCCAGCAGCCAGAACAACAAACUCCUCUAUGGGGAGCCCCCAAAGUCACCCCGCGCCAGCCGCAAGUUCUCAUCCCCACCUCCCCUCUCCAUCACCAAGUCCUCGUCCCCGAACCGCCGACGCAAGCUGUCCCUCAACAUCCCCAUCAUCACGGGGGGCAAGGCCCUGGACCUGGCCGCUCUCGGCUGCUCCCCCAACGGCUACGCGGCCAUGUACUCCACCAUGUCCCCCUUCAGCAAGACCACGCUGGAUAUCAACAAGCUCUACGUGUCUAGCACCGCGGCCAACAGGAUCUCCGACGAGGCCGACGGCAAGACAGACAGGGUGGAGGAAUCCUCGCUCUGCAAGCAAGACAUCUCCGAGACAGAGGAGUGUGACGACCAGGUCCAGAGUGACGAAGCCGAGACAGAAACAUCCCCCACCAAGUCCCCCACCACCCCAAAAAACCUCAAAUGCAAAAACUCCUCAGAGUUCUCCCUCUUCUCCUACAAUAACGGCAUGGUGGUGUCCUCCUGCCGGGAGCUGGACAAUAACCGCAGCGCCCUGUCCGCCGCCUCCGCCUUUGCCAUCGCCACGGCCGGCGCCAACGAGGGCACGCCCACAAAGGAGAAGUACCGCCGCAUGUCCCUGGCUGGCACAGGGUUUCCCACGGACCAGAGGAACGGAGACAAAGAGUUCAUCAUCAGGAGGGCGGCAACCAAUCGAGUUCUCAACGUCCUGCGCCACUGGGUGUCCAAGCACUCUCAGGACUUUGAGAGCAGCACUGACCUGAAGGUGAAGGUCAUCAGUUUCCUAGAGGAGGUGAUCCACGAUCCUGAACUCCUGACUCAGGAAAGGAAAGCAGCUGCCAACAUUAUCAGGACUCUGACUCAAGAAGACCCAGGUGACAGCCAGAUGACCAUGGAGGAAGUGACACAGCUGGCCGAGGGGGAGAAGGCAGAGCCAUUUGAGUGCCACUCCGCCCUGGAGAUCGCAGAGCAGCUGACCUUGCUGGACCACCUGGUGUUCAAAGUCAUCCCUUACGAGGAAUUCUUUGGCCAGGGCUGGAUGAAGAACGACAAAAAUGAGAAGACUCCCUACAUUAUGAGAACGACCAAGCAUUUUAACGAUAUCAGUAACCUGAUCGCCACAGAGAUGCUGCGCUGUGAGGAUGUGAACACGCGGGUGGUGGUGAUGGAGAAGUGGGUGGCGGUGGCGGACAUCUGCCGCUGUCUCCAUAACUACAACGCCGUGCUGGAGAUCACCUCCUCCCUGAACCGCAGCUCCAUCUUCCGCCUCAAGAAGACGUGGAUGAAGGUCUCCAAGCAGACAAAAACGGUGAUAGACAAGCUGCAGAAGUUGGUGUCGUCCGAGGGAAGGUUUAAGAACCUGAGGGAGGCUUUGAAGAACUGUGACCCGCCCUGUGUUCCUUACCUGGGGAUGUACCUGACCGACCUGGCCUUCAUCGAGGAGGGGACGCCCAACUACACUGAGGACAACCUGGUCAACUUUUCCAAGAUGAGGAUGAUUUCUCACAUCAUCAGAGAGAUCAGGCAGUUCCAGCAGACAGCUUAUAAGAUCGACUACCAGCCAAAGGCUGCUCAAUACUUGCUGGACUAUAGCUCAGUGUUGGAUGAAGAAAGCAUGUAUGAAGCAUCUCUCAGAAUUGAACCCAAGAUGCCUAGCUAAAGAGGAUGGUCCUUUUCCCCAAAGCAUCCAGACUAUACAGAUACUCCUUUAUAUGUACAUAAUCUAUUAUUUGUGUUAGACCAUGUUAGGCAUAUCCUUCUAUUAUGUGUUUCUGACAGGACUAGUGUAUCCUUGUUAUUUGACGUUAACUAGAAGCCUAUACAGCUUUUUUAUGUAUUGACACAGAUUUUUGUGUGGGGGGGGGGGAUACAGCUUAUUUGUUAUCUAUUGUUGUUUUGUCUGCAGUCAAUCAAAUUUAUUUUCUACUACAAUAAAAAAACUUUAAAGUUGACCGGCAAGGCACCAUCUGUGGCGGUUCCCGCCGGAAUCUUGGCCUUGCAGCGAGUCAUCGCAGGCUAAGGUGUGUUUGGAUACUUCGCCAUUAAAUUUUGUUUCAAAAUUAUUUUCCAGAUCAAGUUCUUUACAUAGAGUGAAAUCCUGCACUUCUAGUAAGACUCAGUGAUAGCAUAAUCACUCUUAUUUAUGGGGAGAAACAUCAUAUUUCUUUAUUUUUUUAUGAGUUAAUGCAACUGAUGUAGCAAUGUAAAAAAAGGAAUCAAAUAUAUAAACAAUAAUACCUAAUUCUACGAAUACUUGUGCCAACAAUCUCUUGAAUGGACGUGCCCAAGUUGAAGAUAAUCCAGGAGUGGAGAAAUAUAACUGAACCCAGAUCAGGUCAGGGAUACUUCACUUCACUUGCAGAUGGCAUAGUGCUCAAAAAGGUUUGCUGCCCAAGUCUAGAUGAUGUGGAUUAAAAUCUCUUGUUUGCACAGGUAAGUGGUGGCUGUUCAGCUUCAAUUGAAGG
This is a messenger RNA of Megalops cyprinoides (Indo-Pacific tarpon), 4573 nucleotides long. Its product is annotated as ras-specific guanine nucleotide-releasing factor 1-like. The transcript is spliced from 27 exons. Gene Ontology annotation, cellular component: plasma membrane. Gene Ontology annotation, biological process: Ras protein signal transduction; positive regulation of GTPase activity. The record is from RefSeq and is a predicted model, not a curated record. Gene Ontology annotation, molecular function: protein binding; guanyl-nucleotide exchange factor activity. Lineage: Eukaryota; Metazoa; Chordata; Actinopteri; Elopiformes; Megalopidae. The coding region runs from base 1 to 3768 and encodes 1255 amino acids.